Guyanagaster necrorhizus is the source of this 1902-nucleotide messenger RNA. Its product is annotated as RdRP-domain-containing protein. Gene Ontology annotation, molecular function: RNA-directed RNA polymerase activity. The transcript has 13 exons. Gene Ontology annotation, cellular component: nuclear RNA-directed RNA polymerase complex. Gene Ontology annotation, biological process: siRNA processing. The coding region runs from base 1 to 1902 and encodes 633 amino acids. The record is from RefSeq and is a predicted model, not a curated record. Lineage: Eukaryota; Fungi; Basidiomycota; Agaricomycetes; Agaricales; Physalacriaceae.
AUGUCGGCCAAGGCCUCUCUAUCUAAGUCCUUUCCAAUUGUUCAUCUUCGUUUCGACAAUACUGGUAGUUUUCAGAUUACCCAGGAUGUUAUUUCGUCGUCUAGGGCGACCCGCCUUAUCAGCGACAACGGGCGAUUCUUGAAGGUGAGCUUCCCGACAACGCUGAAAGACAAUUUUGUCCGGCAGCUCCUUGCGGAUAAGAUCAAGAGCGGCAUUACUAUCGGAAGCAAGAAGUAUAUCUUCUUUGGGUAUACUGAAAGUCAAUUGAAAGAAAGCCGUGUCCUUUUCUUUCAAGAAAGGGAAGACUGGACGGUGCACAGUCUCAAGGCUGCAUUUGGAGACUUGAACUCCGUGUAUCGGCUGCACGGAUAUGGAAAGUAUGCCGCACGUUUGGGGUUGUCUUUCUCUUCGACCGAUCCGUCGCUUGAGGUUGGCUUGGAGGAACGUUAUCUCCUGGAUGACCUCAUAGCCAAUGAUGGUUCCGACUGUAGCGACGGCUGUGGUAUGAUACGCGACUCAUUCGCUAAACAAGUCUGCUCUACCAUUGGGGCGAGUGAGGACACCUGUGUCUUUCAAAUACGACUGGGGGGCAUAAAGGGAUUGUUCGUCAGGUACAAGGACGAGGACUUCGACCACAUUUGCGGCAGUGCUGGGGCUAAAGUCGCCUAUCGCCGCUCCAUGUUCAAAUAUGAAGGCGGACCUUCGACGCUCGAAGUUCGAGAUAUCAAUCGUCCGCCCCGUAGUGCUAGGCUCAGUAUUCAGUUCAUCGUCCUUCUGAUGACCUUGGGAAUUUCGUUUGAGGUCUUCGAAUCUCUUCUUCGGAAGCAACUUGAUGACCUCGAGCAGAUCAUGGUCAAUAGACAAAAGGCGAUGGACUGUGUGGGUGGAGAGUUAGAUUCAGAAGGAAAAGACUUCGACCAAGAACUAUCCGAGAUGCUUCUCGCUGGAUUUGAUUUGAACGAAGGGCAUCUCGCGUGUCUAUUGAAGCAAUUCCAAAAACGUUCGCUGGACGCUCUCCGUACGAAAUUGCACAUUCGUGUAAAGGACUCGGCCUAUCUGUUUGGAGUCGUAGACGAGCUUGGAAUAUUGGAGGAAGGUCAGAUAUACAUCAACCGACCUUAUCAAGGAGGACCGCAGGUCGGGACAUUCGUUGUCGGCAGGAAUCCUGCCUACUCCCCCGGUGAUCUACGACGAUUGGAAGCCGUAAACAUCCCUGAGUUAUCGCAUCUCACCAAUUGCGUUGUAUUUGCCGGUAAAGGAGGGUAUAGCGAGCCUAACCAGAUGGGCGGCGGUGACCUGGAUGGAGACCGCUAUCUUAUUAUCAAGGACCCAGAUCUUGUCCCGGACCCUGAGGAAAUACGUCGACCUAAAUUGAAAUCGGACCCGACACCGUCCGAUGACGCGUCUUCUAAUGCAUAUGCGAGCCUGUCACAGAUGAACAAAGAUGCGGUCAAUGUCUUUAUGAAUCUUCGAGGAAGUCGCCUUCUCGGUCAAAUGUCUAAUGCUUGGAUGAGUCAAGUGGGGAAGACAGAGGAGCUUGCCGAUCAAGCGUACUGUGCUGGUCUUGUUCCACUUAUUGAGAAAGCGCUAGAUAUUGCCAAGACCGGCGAGGACAUCGAAUCUGUCAAGAAGGAGUUCUAUGCACUCAAAACACUGAGGCAUGCACCAAGGUCCGAUCACUGGAGGGAUCCUAUCGAGCAGCUUCAGAGUCUUGUUCCGAAUCCUCCUGGCGAUUCGCAAGACGACUUUCAAUGUGAUCCCGACUUGAUUCUCGAGGGGAUCGCACCGCGCGAAGACUGGGACAGAUGCAUUGCUGAAGGUCGCAGAUCUAUGGGGGCGUUUAACCAAGCGCUGCACCGCGCUAUUACCAGUGAUAAAAAGAACAAAGGUACCCAUCUUUGA